AUGGAACCUGAAUUUAAUAAAUUAAAUAUCUCAGACGAAGAUACUGUUACAAUAGACACCAAAAAUUGUUUGUAUUGUAAUAUACCUUUUACUGAAGAAUUAUGGUGUAAAGAAUGUAUUAAUUCUUUAGAAAAAUUAGCAGAAAAUAGUGAUAAAGAAGCAAUGUUUAAUUUGGCCAACUGUUAUAAGAAUGAAAAAACAACAGAAAAGAAUUUAGAAAAAGCCUUUCAUUGGUGUCAAAAAGCAGCAGAAAAAGGUCAUAUUGAUGCAAUGUUUAAUCUAGCCAAUCAAUAUUAUAAUGGAGAAGGAACAGAAAAGAAUUUAGAAAAAACCUUUCAUUUGUAUCAAAAAGCAGCAGAAAAAGAUCAUAUUGAUGCAAUGUAUG
This is a messenger RNA of Rhizophagus irregularis DAOM 181602=DAOM 197198, 385 nucleotides long. RefSeq lists its product as uncharacterized. The record is from RefSeq and is a predicted model, not a curated record. Gene Ontology annotation, molecular function: protein binding. Lineage: Eukaryota; Fungi; Glomeromycota; Glomeromycetes; Glomerales; Glomeraceae.